AUGCAGAAGAUCGGACCAUACACACAGUAUGACGCCAACACCGGCAUCUUUACUUCAAACAUCACUUACAGCCCCAAAACAGCGACAUGCGUCUUUGAAUAUCUUCUCGGAGCAGUUGACUUCGAUGAUCAGCAAGAAGUGCUGAGAGAAUGUGGCACUGGACGAGCGAUCAGCCUCGGUCAGCUCAAGCUCGACGCUCAACGACUCGGAGUAGGUCUGGUCAACAAAUGUAAGCUCAAGCCAGGCGAGACAGUCCUUCUCUACCUCUAUUCUUCCAUUGAUUUCGCCGUGGCGCUCCUCGCUUGCCAGUUUGCUGGGCUCCGAACGGCGCUUGCCAAUCCAGACUACUUGUCGACCGAGCUCAGACACGUCUACUGCCUGACAAAACCCAAGAAGGUCUUUGUCGCUUCGCAAUACAUGCACAGACUCAGCAAAGCUGCGAUCCGUGGACAGUCCGUGAUCAUCACCGACGGCGAUGUUGCUGGCUUUGGCGGUGUUCUUUCCAUCAAGGGUCUACUUGCCGAUGAGGUUUCGGCCAGACAAGCCAAGGUGCACGUUCCGGCUGACCUUAACGACACAGCGUAUCUUCCAUUUAGUAGUGGAACAACCGGUCUUCCCAAAGCGGUGGAGAUCUCGCACGGCAAUGUCAUCAACAUGGUCGAGAUCUUCCGGCACACGCCGUCGCUGUUCCUCAAGCACGACGAUGGCACAGAGAUGCAGUUCCGCACGUUGAAUUUCCUGCCUUUCUUCCACGCCUAUGCGCUUAUACUCAUGCUGCACUUUCCCAUCCGCACACGGGGUCACACGAGUAUUAUGCGACCCUUCCAGCCAGAGGCCUACUGUCGGCUGAUCAAGGAGCUCAACAUCAACUUUCUUGCCCUCGUACCGCCCGUUCUGACGCUGUUAACCAAGCACCCUGACGCUACACAAGAAGCAUUUUGCAGUGUCAAGCAGUCGAUCUGCGGUGCUGCGCCAUUGGACUUUGAGACGCAAACGGCCUUUACACUAAAGACGGGUGUUCCUGUGAAGCAAGCCUUUGGCAUGACCGAGACUACAGUUGGAGCACUUGGUGUGCACGGCGACCAAGCGUCAGGUUCAGUCGGAUGCCUUUAUCCAGCUACAAUGGCGCGCAUUCGCGAUGUGGAAACGGGCAAGAACCUCGGACCCGGAGAGCGUGGCGAGCUGCUUGUCAAAGGUCCACAAGUAUGCAAGGGCUACUAUGGCAACCCAUCGGCGACACGCGACACUUUUCAAGAGGAUGGCUACCUUUGCACCGGAGAUAUCGCGAUUGUCGACCCGCGCACGGGCGAGUUCAGCAUCGUAGACCGGCUGAAGGAGUUGAUCAAGUACAAAGGCUUUCAAGUCGCGCCUGCGGAGCUCGAAGGCGUGCUCGUUUCGCACCCAAGCAUCGCGGCUGCUGCUGUCGUAGGCAUUUACGACAAGCAACAGGGUACCGAACUUCCUCUAGCAUUCAUUGAGCUCAAAGCAGCCCACCAAAACCCCGACAAGAUGGCCGAGGACAUCGACGCCUUUGUGAGAUCCAAAGUCUCGCACCACAAGUACCUGCGUGGUGGCAUUCGUUUCUUGGAUAAGAUCCCCGUCAGUGCCAGCGGUAAGAUUUUGCGCAAACAAAUCCGCAAAUUGAUCCCUGCUGAAACAGAGGUCGAACACGCAAGUGGAAAGGCGAAACUGUGA
This is a messenger RNA of Mycosarcoma maydis (corn smut), 1695 nucleotides long. RefSeq lists its product as uncharacterized. Gene Ontology annotation, biological process: secondary metabolic process. The record is from RefSeq and is a predicted model, not a curated record. Gene Ontology annotation, molecular function: CoA-ligase activity. The transcript has a single exon. Lineage: Eukaryota; Fungi; Basidiomycota; Ustilaginomycetes; Ustilaginales. Bases 1 to 1695 code for a protein of 564 amino acids.